Molecule: messenger RNA, 1434 nt
Organism: Ilex paraguariensis (yerba mate)
Lineage: Eukaryota; Viridiplantae; Streptophyta; Magnoliopsida; Aquifoliales; Aquifoliaceae
Source: the annotation of a GenBank genome assembly
AUUGACUUAUCUACAUUGACUCCUCCUGUCUCACAUGUAUUUAUCUCAUGGCCAUUCUCUAUUCUUUGUUCCCAUCCCACCUCUCUCUCUCUCUCUCUAACUUCUCCUUCUCUACAAUUGCUCAUCAAGCAUGUACUCUUCAAACCCAAAUGGUUACCCAAAUUUUUCACCAGCUCCACCCCCAUUUAAACUAGAACCAUAUGGUGAAGAUGAAUCCACAAAGAUUGGUGUUCCAGUGAACUCUAAAGAUCAAUCUUACUCUGAUCAGUCCCAAGAGCCGACUCCUGUUGAAAACAGACCUCGGGUUGAUUGGUCCACCGGCCUCUGUGACUGCCUAUCUGACUGGCGAAACUGUUGCAUAACUUGCUGGUGUCCAUGCGUGACUUUUGGAAAGAUCGCAGAGAUUGUAGACAAAGGAUCUAGUUCCUGUGGACAAAGUGGAGCCCUUUAUGCAUUGAUUUUCUGUGUGGCUGGUUGUCCAUGCUUCUACUCAUGUUUCUACCGUUCAAAGAUGAGGCGUCAGCACAGGUUGCAUAAAAGCCCUUGUGGGGAUUGCUUGGUCCAUUGCUGCUGCGAGCCUUGUGCCUUGUGUCAAGAGUAUCGUGAGCUAAACAACCGUGGAUUUGCUAUGGAAAUUGGAUGGCAUGGAAAUGAGGAGAGGAAAACUCGUGAAAUGGAAAUGGAACCAAUUCCUCCUGUUGUUGAAGAAGGGAUGAGCAGAUAGACAGGAAGAUCUACUUGGCUUGUACUUGUUGACUCAUCUAUAGCUAGCAAAGACCAUAUAUGGUUUAAGAUUAGAGUAAUAUUAUUUAAACUUAAAAGUCUGGCUUAAUUCAAUGGGUAUAGCGAAUAAUGUCGGUCACUUAGAACGAUAAAUUAUGCCCAAAUAGUAUUUGCUCUUAAGAUUAUAUGUAAAUAUAUGGAUUAUUGUUUUGAUCCGAAGUCCAUUUUUUUCACCUUGGUUAAAAUAGAAAUACUUCAUUAAAAUAUUUACUGUAGUUAAACAAUAGGCGUAGUAAAAAUAUAAUUUACUAUGAUUAAAAGGUUGAAUGAGAUAAAAAAAUAAGAAAAUGUGAUUUUUCUUUAGAUCCUACCACUGAGUUUUUUUUUUAUGGGGUUUCAUUGUUAAUUUUGUAAGCAACGAAUUUUUGUCCUCUUAAUUGGUUUUAAAAAUGCAAAAGAACGAAAGGGCUCUAGUAAUUAAAGGGUAAGAAUAAAAUUAAAAUAUAAUGAAAUUUAUGACUUUAUUGAUGUAAAAAAUAUAAUAGGAUUUAAUAGAUUUUUAUGGGAAAAAGAAAUAUUUAUUGGUAAUUUUCUCAAUAUAGAAGAGUAAUGUUAUUAGGACUUACAAAAUCUAACUUAAAUUUGCUGACCUAAUAAUAUAGUUUUAUUAUAGUCAUUGAAUUAAUAUCAACUUCUAUUGUUGAUGGCGUC